Messenger RNA from Hyposmocoma kahamanoa, 4797 nucleotides. RefSeq lists its product as uncharacterized. The record is from RefSeq and is a predicted model, not a curated record. The transcript is spliced from 4 exons. Bases 1513 to 4449 code for a protein of 978 amino acids. NCBI's taxonomy places the organism in Eukaryota, Metazoa, Arthropoda, Insecta, Lepidoptera, Cosmopterigidae.
UUAUACGAUUUUUAUACUAGAUACGGUCCUAAAAUUAUAUUGUACUUAUUUCAAACGAAUUGCGUAAGGAUUUCUAUUACGUUAUGUCGCUACACUAUACUUCAUGCAUAAUCGAAUAGCACGUUGUGUAACUUGUGUGGCAACGACGGACACAUUAUGGGUGCAUUUGUGGCAUGAAUUAAUUAAUAGACAAAUCCAAACUAAUAUUAGAAAUGCGAAAGUAACUCUGUCUGUUACGUUUUUACGCCUAAACUGCUGAACAAAUUUUUGUGAGUUUUGUUAUAGAGAUUUUUUUUAUAAUAUCAAGUAGCGGGACUUGAUGAAAUCAAUCAAUCAAGUAGCAUCUACUCCAUCCGUCUUCGGAUAUAGACCUCCUGCAAAUCUCUCCAUUUACGUCGCUCCCGUGUCACAUGUGUCUAGUUGCGGCCCGCGAAAAUUUUAACGUCAUCCACUCGACAAAGUGGCGAACGACCACAGCCGCGCAUGUUGGCCCAUGGUCGCCACUCCAUGAUUCUUCUUGUCCAACGAUAUGAUUUUAGCUAUGUGUCCUGUCUAUUUUCAUUUCAUCGUAUCAAUUUUGUGCACAACGUCUCAUUCGGUAUUUGAUCAAGCAAUGUUAUUCCUAACAUUGCUCUUUCCAUUGCCCUCUGUGUGACUCGUAAGUUCUCUGCGGACCUCUUCGUCAAAGUCGUUGUUUCCGUGGCAUAGGUGAAUGCGGGCAGGACACACUGAUUGAAAACCUUAGUGUUUAGCCUCUGCGGUAUGCGUUUGCAUCGCAAUAUUUCCUGGUUCGCCCCAAAAGCUAACCAAAUCUGUGUGAUUAUCGACCUCCGCUGUUUGGUUUGGUGGGCCCUAAGUAACUUUGUGUCGUAGAGAGUAGUGGUCAACAACAAUUCAUGAAGUAUAUAUAAUAAAUUUUCUUGUAGGACAAAAUCGUAAAUGAAUGCGAAUUAGAAAGCUCAGUAGUAUUCACACCACAGAAGUGAGCUGACAAAACGGGUAACAACUCCUAGGACUGGUGUUUUUAUGUAAAAAGUGAAUUUAAACAUUCGCUGACCUAGGACAUUCAUGUCUCGAUCUAAAUAUUACUAGAAAAUUGAAAACGCGAGCUUAUGCAACAGACAGGUGUAAACAAGAAGGAAUGUUGUAUUUUUUCACACUUGGUUGAUUCCGUGCAUGGUUUCACAUUAUGUUUUCGCGCAGUUCUUCAGGAGCACAGUCUGCAAUGGACAAUUUUAUCGUACUACGUCACGCAUUACUUUAAAUAAUCGCGAUCGGAUUAAUUUUGAUAAAAAUCAAUAAAUAGUGAUCUUCGAAGUAAUCACUUCUGAUAAUAGUAUCAGUAUUAAUUAUGUCAAACAUAAAAUAUCAGUGUCGUAUGGAAUCUUGAGUUGAUUAAACGUCGCCGGUAGUUGCACGCGUGAAUAAAAUAGAAUUUGCAAAAUGUUAUCAGUAACUUACCAGAAAUAAGAACAUUAAUUAAUACGUAACAGAUUAAAGUGUGAAAUAACAAUGGGUAAUUCGAAAUCUAAGAAAGUAUACGAGAAACCGGGUAAAAAUGCUACGAUGUUUGAGCGGGAGAAAUAUAAUGAACAUUUUCGUGAAAAUAAAUCGAAGAAAAUUACCGCGGUAAAAAGGAAUGCAUUAAAGGAGCCCUCUCCGAUUGCCACAUCACCAAUCACGCCAGUGUCUAUACCUUCAGCGGCACCGACGAACCUUCGCUCCUUUGAUGAUGAAGCGAUAGAACGCAUGCGUUAUCAACUCCAGAAUGACUGCGACGCAUUCUUGUUGAACAACAUCCUGCUCUCUGUGCAGUUCUUUGAAAAUUUUGAAAGGGAGUCCCAGCACUUAAAGAACAACCCAGUAUCUGAAAGAGAACAUCUUAUGGACGAAGCGAUGGUGCGGCGACACAAACACGUUUUCUUUGCGGAUAAGUUUCAAGACUGCGUUAACGAACACGUCAGUUACCAGCCCCAAAAACAUCAACUCGAACCUCUGAGUGCACCAAGAUUGUUCGUCAUCUACGAUAAUGUCGAAGCUAGUGAACCGGGCGAUACAUCCGAUUACAGCGCUGUUCUGGACGCACCUUAUUACAAGCUAUGUGUUAAAGAUUGCAAGGAACCUGGGUACGUUAUGCUUCAGAAGCUAGAGGUAUUGGCAAGCGUAGUCACAAAAGAUGCUGAUACAUCUACAAGUGAAAGAAAAAUUUCAGGAGACAGUCUAUAUUCAGAAUCAGGGAAAGAAUCUAUAGAAUCAGAUGACUAUCCCACUACAGGAAAAGGCGAAGAUCUGUUGCAGAAGUUAGGAUCGAAAAUAAUCAAUUCGCGCAAUGUUAAGGGAUACAUCAAAAGUAAAAACAUUAAACUUAAUAGCGAUGCGGUAGAGCUUUCUGGACGAAGGCGUAGCGGUCCCAUGAGACAAGUAAACUCACAAGUAUCAAAAAGCCAUAUUUCUAACAUAAAAACAUUUAAUAAAGCAAAUACUGCACUUCUGGAAGACAUUGAUAAAGAAAAUGUAAAGGCGGCAGAAAGUAGAGACAGUACAGUUGAUUCGGAUAUGAAACCAAGGAAAUCUAUAUUAAAAAAUAAUAGAAGGUUAAGUGGAACUUGGAAAGAACUUAAAACUAAAAUAAAAAUGAAUACUGACAACACAACGGCUGAAGAUACUGAAACUUCUGGUUAUCGCUCUACCACCAGCAGCAAACUAAGUGAAACGGAAUCCGAUUACGGCUAUUCUACUAUAACAGAAUCUACAACACCUAGGAAAGUAGAGCUCUAUGCGACAUCUAAAUCUUCCUCUACUUCCGGAAUUCUUCCUGAUCAGUGCUGGUGCUCUGUACAAAUGAAAGCGAUCAAAUUCGAUAGUGAUGAUGAAGACGAAGAAACUGAUGACUCCGAGUCUUCGUUAUAUACAACUUAUCAUUACUUGAGCUCUAUACAUUUCAUGGAACAUUUUCAAAAUAACUUUAUGGAUAUAGGGAAGGGAUUGGGUAUGACUAAAGAAGCCAUUGUCAAUGCAUUGACACAAGGAGCUAGUAUUUACUGCAAUACUAUGAAAAAUGGCAAUAAAGUAGGUUGCGAAAUUUUUCCUGCUUUAAUAGCUGCGUGGCCAAAUGCCGCCAAUCAGUGGAUUAUAAGAGAAAGAAAAAUUACCCAGAACCCAAGAACAAAUUUGCUGUAUCAAUGGCCUACGAAGAAUAUGGUUAAUAAAGCCAUAGGAUUUGGGUGUUUGUUGAUCCCUAUCGGAUUUAGACCAAAACGCGGAAAUAAUCCUAACCAAACAAUGCAAUGGAGGAUUACAUUUCCAGCGGCUGAACGAUACUUGGAAAGCUAUCUGGCUCAUUGCCAUGUCAGAUGUUAUUUAUUCGCUUUGACUUUGCACAAAGCUUUCAUGGAGAACAGAAAAGCGAAAAUGGGAAUUAACGCAAGUCAUUUCAAAAAUCAUCUGUUUUGGCAAUGCGAAGAUAACUGUUUGAGAUGGCCAGAAGACCGUCUAGGAGAAGCUCUAAGAAUUUACCUGAAAUCAUUUUUCGCUCACUUUGGACAUGCCAAAUUCCCCAAUUACUUUAUCGAUACUUGCAAUGACUUCAAAAGCAUACCUAAGCCUGAAUUGGCAAAGCAUCGAAAACAGCUUCAUGAGAUUCUAGAAGCACCAGUGAUGCACCUACUGUAUGCACUUGAUAAAAUAAAGUACACGAAGAAAGAGUUUUAUCCGGUUUUUAAAUGUAAACAGUUAUAUAAUAUACUGACAUGCAAGAACCCACUGCGUAUUAUCAAUCCCAAUAUACCACAACAGAUAGUACAUCGUCUAGAUAGUUCAGACAGUGAAGAAGACGCUACAAACUUACAUGAUAAAACCAAGGACAAGCAAUAUUUAUGGGGAAGAAAGAAGCAGCAGCGCUUGGCUGUUCAGAGAAGAAUGAACAACAUGAAACAAAAGCCUUUAAAACAAUUACAGGAGAUGAAUCGAAUGUUGAUAUUACCGCAAAAAAUGGAAACGGAACGUCGACCACUGGUUCUCGAAUUUUUCAUUUCUCAUUUUAUUGCUAUGGCUCGUUCCAGUGAAAAGUUUGAAGCCAUUAAACAAGCAGUCAUCUACUUGGAGCAGGCUCAACGACUGUGUAUUUUGUUAAAAGAAGAACCAGGACAUGAAGAUAACGCCAAUGAGUUCCAGGAUGUCAUUCAGGACAAAUUAGCGGAUUGCCAGAGAAAGUUGGUAAAUCAGAGUGGAUUCAAAUUACCGCCAAGAGAAAGUCAAAUUGAGAGAUCACCUAUGAAACCGAUUAUAAAGGUUCGCCCAAGAUAUCAGCAGAUAGUGGCUCAAGUAAGUGAGUCACCGACAGAAAAUGCUGGUAUAUCGGAAUUUACGUUUGUGGAUGUCCACACCGAGAAUUUAAACGGUUCAAGCAAAAUUCGGUUUGAUGAUAUUGCAGAAGAAUCGAAGUUGUAAUGAAUAAUUUUAAAAGGGCUGAGCAAUAAAUCUAUUGACGUAAUAAUUUUGCCGAAUCUCUCUGUAGGUAAAAUAAGUUAGGUAACGCUUUUUGAAUACGAAAUUUAAAGAUGGAAUUAAAAUUUUAAUAAAUCAUAUGCACUUAAAAAUACCAGGCAUUUCAUAAACAAGUAAUAAAUUUUUAAUAUUCGUAUAUUUUUAAGAUAGAGUUGUAUAUAAUAUCGCGUUAUAAUAUAAUAUCUCAGUAUUGUUUGUUUACAUAAUAUGCUAAAAAGAAUUCUGUACGUUUUUAUAUUACGUAAAUAUAGUUUGUAACAAUAUACUCGAUGGUAACAGUUCAUUGGAUAA